Molecule: messenger RNA, 2712 nt
Organism: Alligator mississippiensis (American alligator)
Lineage: Eukaryota; Metazoa; Chordata; Crocodylia; Alligatoridae
Gene: B3GNT3
Product: UDP-GlcNAc:betaGal beta-1,3-N-acetylglucosaminyltransferase 3
Exons: 1
Coding region: 977-2131 (384 amino acids)
Cellular component (GO): membrane
Molecular function (GO): hexosyltransferase activity
Source: RefSeq, a predicted model, not a curated record
CCAGAUUUGAAUGCCUGGAGAGAGAGGCUUCCUCCUACACCCCACAUCCAGCCGUUUGCGGUGGGUAGGGCAGGAGAGCAAGGUGCAAGGUGCAAAGCCGUCCAGAGAGCUGUUGGCACCUACCUGGGUUCUCCAGAGCCCGAUCUCCUGCGGGCUGCCAGCGAGCGGGUCUCCUGGGGCUCCCGCAAGCUAAUAGCCCCCCCCCACAGGAGCAGAACUGGGAGCUGGCCCCCAGGGUUUCCCCCUCCGGCUCUCAGUGGGGAGGCCUGGCUUGGGAUGGGGUGUCUCCUUGCCGGGAGAUGCAGGUUGUUUGCAGAGGACAGUGUCCGCCCCAGGGCGACGGGAAGGGUUGGUGCAGAGGCCCCGAGGUGGAGGCAUCGCUGGCACGAAUGACGUGGCAUUGUCCUUGGCCUCAAGGAAGUUGGGCAGGUGCUGCUAGGAGCUAUUUUUGUCUUGUCCCCAGGACUUCUGUCCUCUCCCUCUGUUCUUCUGCCCAACCCAGCCCAACCUCUCUGUCUCCCAGCCUUGCCUGGAGGCACCUCCCUUGGUGCUUUUCUGUCCCACGGUGCUUUCCUCAGCAAAGACCUACUAGCGCCUGGGCCUGUCUCCCCCUGCCUCCACUGCCACCUUCGAGCGUCCCCUGCUGACCCCCAGGGAGGGGUCCCAACCUGCCCAGGAUGGCCUGAUCCUGAGCUACUUGGAGCCCAGUUGGGUCUGCCUAUGGGCGCCCCGCAGCCCCCAAGAGCCUGGUUUGGGGCCAAACUUCGGGGCUGUGACUUAAGAAGCCAACAAAGGGGUGGGGGGCUGGAUGCAGAGAAGCCUGUAGGUAUCCGGUGCCCGCGGGGAUGAGGCGGAGAGGGCUGGCGUGGCGGCCGCGUGCAGCUCCUCAGCCCGUCUGGGACUAUUGAAAAGUCUCAAUUUGCCAUGUGGAUCUUGGGGCCACCUCAGCCCAUCUGGGCCUGUCUUGCAGAAGACGAUGCCCCGUGGGUGCCAGAAGCUGGAAGCCGUGGUCAUGGUCUCCAUCGGGACCGCCGCGCUGCUGUUCCUUCUGCGAACCACCGGUGACAGCUCCAUGCCACGGCAGGCCGGGGAGCCCACCGUGACGCACAGCACCCAGCCGAGCCCCAAGCCCACCCUCGUGUCCCCGCGCCCCAUGCCGGUCUGCCGGGAAAACACCUCCGUGGCCAACCUCUCCGGCUUCGCCGGCCUGCCGGCCCACGUGCAGGACUUCCUGCGCUACAAGCACUGCCGCGAGUUCCCGCAGCUCCUGGAUGUCCCUGGCAAGUGCGGGGGGCCUGAGGCAUCCAGGGACGUCUUCCUGAUCCUGGCCAUCAAAUCGGCCCCCAUGAACUACGAGCGGCGCGAGAUCAUCCGCAAGACCUGGGGCGAGGAGCGGACGUAUGCGGGCGCCCGCAUCCGCCGCGUCUUCCUGGUCGGCACGUCCUCGUCCGCCCACGAAGCCUGGAAGCUGGACCAGCUGCUGCAGCUGGAGGCGGCAGAGCACGGGGAUGUGCUGCAGUGGGGCUUCAUGGACAGCUUCUUCAACCUGACGCUCAAGCAGGUGCUGUUCCACACCUGGCUGGAGGCCCGCUGCCCCGGCGUCCGCUUCGUCUUCAACGGGGACGACGACGUCUUCGUGCACACCGACAACAUCGUGCGCUACCUGCAGGGCAUGGGGGACGAGGGCAGCGAGCGCCACCUCUUCGUGGGGCAGCUCAUCACCAACGUCGGCCCCGUCCGAGAGAAGUGGAGCAAGUACUAUGUGCCUGAGCAGGUCACGGCCGCCAAGCUCUACCCGCCCUACUGCGGGGGCGGAGGGCUGGUCAUGUCCGGCUUCACCACCCACGCCAUCUACCGCGAGUCCCUGAACAUCGAGAUCUUCCCCAUCGACGACGUCUACCUGGGCAUGUGCCUGGAGAAGGCAGGGCUGGUCCCGGCCUCGCACAUGGGCAUCCGGACGGUGGGCUUCCGCCUGCCCUCGGCCAAGCUGGCCGCCUUUGACCCUUGCUACUACAAGGAGCUGCUGCUCGUGCACCGGUUCCUGCCCUACGAGAUACUGGUCAUGUGGCGAGCCCUCCACCAGCCGGGCCUGAAAUGCGGGAAGAAGCUGGAGGUCUAUCGCAAUGACUGAGGGGGUCCCCAGCACUCCCAGGGGAGGGGGCACCUGGGUGGAAGCUGGCCCCGGCCCCGUGCUGGGACCACGCUGGCCCCAAGCAGCCGCGUGGCUCUGCCCCGUUGUGGCCUUUCCAGAGUCCGGGCAAGCCUCUGCCCCUAAAACCCAUGUGCGGAAAGCUUUUGGGGUGUGGGGCAUGUUUGCUGGACCUGGGUCCCUUGACAUCCUCCCCUGCCUUGUGCCCUGGGGGAACUCCCACGGCUUUGGGGCAGGCCCCGCACAGCUUUCAGCCCCUCCUCUGAGCUGGCACCUGCUCUCUGAGCCCCCAGGCUUGUCCUUGCUGUACUCGAGGGUGAUUUUUGUGCCCCCCCACCCCUCCUGAGCUGCCUCGGGGCUCAGUGGCCAGGCAGCUGCUCAGCCUGCGCCCCGCUCGGCACGCCAGCUCAGCUCAGGAACGCCGACUGCCGCACCUUGGAGCCCGUUCCCGCGCGUCCCCAGCGCGGGCAGGCGUUUGCACUUGCCCAGCAGCCCCCGUGCCUUUGUGCCGUGUCUGGCCACUGUGAAUUAUAUAUAUAGCAAUAAAGAACUUAUUUGGGUAA